This is a messenger RNA of Doryrhamphus excisus (bluestripe pipefish), 2004 nucleotides long. Lineage: Eukaryota; Metazoa; Chordata; Actinopteri; Syngnathiformes; Syngnathidae. The record is from RefSeq and is a predicted model, not a curated record.
UUGUUAAGAGCAGUGACCACUAUUGUUAACGGUGAAGCCAAACUGAGGAUGUUAUUCAGUCACAGAGUCUAUUUGAUCUGGUCUAUUUGUUCAGGAGGAGACAACGUCAAAGUUCAGUUUUGUAUUCAAUUCUCUGCUCUUGGCCCCACAAAAAAAGACACGGCAGCACACAGCGAAGUGAAGCCUUCAGGAUGCAGGUGAUAGUGACAGUGGUAUCUGUGGCCUGCCUGCUGGUCAGUCCAACACUGGCUGCAAUCAAAGACCUCAGUUCGCAUUUUAGUAACCCUAAUCCGGACCCCCGGGGCUUGCAAGCUCAGGUGGCAGAGGAUAUGGAAGCCAUCCCCUUGGACUUCCACAAAGAAAACACAAUCACCAACGACCUGGUUUUCGAUGGCUUUGAGGACGAAGAUUACAUUGAUUUUGAUAAGAUUUUGUCAGCAGGCAGUGACGACUACGUUGAGGGGGAUGAAAUUGAUGAGAUAGCCACUCCUGCACCGGACAUCGACAUAUUCGCAGAACCCUCCGACCCAAAGAUUCGCCGUGCCAGACUCCUGCGGCUCUUCCACGGCCGUUCCCGCCUCCAACGCCUCAACAUCAUCAACGCCCGCUUCGGCUUUAACCUCUAUCGAAGUCUCCGCAAUGACGUCAACCAGACUGACAACAUCCUGCUUGCACCUGCUGGGAUCUCCAUUGCUAUGGGGAUGAUGUCGUUGGGAGGUGGUCCCACAACCCACGAACAGCUCUACAAGGUUCUGGGAUUUGCAGAUUUUGUCAAUGCGAGCAGCCACUACGACAACACAACAGUGCAUAAGCUCUUCAGGAAGUUGACCCACAGGCUGUUCCGGAGAAACUUUGGCUACACGCUGCGCUCCGUGAACGAUGUCUACGUAAAGAAGGACGUCUCAGUCAAAGAUGCUUUCCGUGCAGAGACAAAAGCUUAUUAUUUUGCAGAGCCGCAGUCUGUGGACUUUAGGGACCCUUCCUUUUUGACCAAGGCUAACAGACGCAUCCUAAAGAUCACAAAGGGGUUAAUCCAAGAUCCACUUAAGAGUGUUGACCCAAAUAUGGUCCUGAUGUUGCUCAACUACCUGUACUUUAAAGGCACAUGGGAGCAGAAAUUUCCCAAAGAGAUGACCCACUAUCGAAACUUCAGAGUGAAUGAAAAGACAAAUGUGCGAGUGCCGAUGAUGACCAACAAGGGGAACUACCUGGCCGCUGCUGACCAUGAACUUGACUGUGACGUCCUCCAGCUCCCGUACUCAGGAGACAUCAGCAUGCUCAUUGCUUUGCCGAGGAAGAUAACCGGCAUGAGGACUUUGGAGCAGGAGAUCUCACCCACAGUGGUCAACAAGUGGCUCCAAAACAUGACUAACAGGACUCGUGAGGUGGUGAUACCUCGCUUCAAACUGGAGCAGAACUAUGACUUGGUAGACAAUUUGAAGGAGAUGGGGCUCACUGACUUGUUCCAGAACGGUGCAGACUUCUCUGGAAUGACCUCAGAUAAGGUUUCCAUGAACUGGCUUAAGCACCAGGGGACGAUCACAGUCAACGAGGAAGGCACUGAGGCGGCUGCUCUGACCCAGGUGGGCUUCAUGCCGCUCUCCUCCCAGAUCCGCUUCGUUGUAGAUCAUCCCUUCCUCUUCCUCAUUUAUGAGCGCCGCACGCAGUGCUUUGUGUUCAUGGGUCGAGUGGUCAAUCCUUCACAGAACUAAAAUUUGAAAAAUGCAGUGCCAGUCUUCUAUACUAGCUCAAUGUUGUGGGGGGGGCUGUGUUUAAUACAUUUUCUUUACUGUAAAUUGAGAAUGUAAUGGGGAGCAAUGAGCCCUUAUGUGUGUGCUGUGCAAUGGAUGCUAUCCUGUGUCUGUUAAUGUUCAUUUUUUUUGCAAUGUAUUUUGGAGAAACACCUUUGGGUGACCUCCAUGGCCUGCUGUCAUGAAACUAAUAAGAACUGACUACAAAAACAAAUAAUAAAAUAUUUUAUGACUCUCCACUACAAACUAAUAA